Plasmodium malariae is the source of this 3039-nucleotide messenger RNA. It is a transcript of the gene CCp5, whose product is annotated as LCCL domain-containing protein, putative. NCBI's taxonomy places the organism in Eukaryota, Apicomplexa, Aconoidasida, Haemosporida, Plasmodiidae. Bases 1 to 3039 code for a protein of 1012 amino acids. The record is from RefSeq and is a predicted model, not a curated record. The transcript is spliced from 2 exons.
AUGAAAAAGAUGACAUAUAUAAUUUUUAUUUUUUAUAUAUUUCAAAUGAUGUUGCUUUAUGCAAAAGACCCAGACAUAUCUCUUGGAAAUAUAACAGAAUUCAGACAACAACACAGGAAGACUCUGGAUGGAAGACUUUGUGCUGCUGCUUUCCUUCAUGAUGACCAAACAUACACAGAUUGCACAAGUGCACCUUCUCCAGAUGGUACUAGCGGGAGGGAGUGGUGCUAUGUGGAAGUGCAGCUACUAGGAAAGGGAGUGCGGGACUGGGACUACUGCGCUAAUACAGUGAAUUACGAUAAGUUGAGACUGCAUGCAAAGAAAGUGUUUGAAGAGAAGUCGUUAGAAGCAGACAGACUGAGGGAUAGGUUACACGUAUUGAGCAGUCGAGUGUAUAGUAUGCUGCAAAAGUACGAUUCAGUAUGUGGUAAGAAACAUGAACUUAUAAAUAAUCGAAUUGAAAAAAUAAAUGAAUGGUUAAAUAAAAGCGCUGAGUCUAUUGGCCAGAUUGAAAAUAAUUCUAUUGAUUUAUCUAGGACAAAAAAUAUAAUAGAAGAAUUACAAAAGAAUAUGAACAAUGAAAAGGAAAGUUUAAAAGAGGCAGAGGAAAACUGUGCACAUGCACCAGGGUAUGAAAAUGAACCAUAUCAUGAUGGGUUAAGAGUAUCUUAUUUUAAUAAUAGUCUUUUUUUAGGUAUACCAGUAGAAUCGAAAAUUGAAAAAGAAAUAAAUUUUUCUUAUAAUAAUAGAGGACCUUUAGAUAAUUUAUCCCCUUACAAAUAUUCUAUCCGUUAUGAGGGUUUUUUAUUAGCCCCUCAUAGUGGUAUCUAUACGUUUAUUGUAGAGACAGACUGUUAUGUAAGAUUAAGAAUAAACAAUACUAUUAUUUUGUUGUACGGUUUGGAGGAGGUGGAAACUGAGGGAGGAAAGAGCACAAUAUCGUUAUCGUCAUCGUCGUCCUCUUUAUACAGUAAUAUGCCAAAGGGUGUUACAUUCUCUAACUCUAAUGAUGAAGUUAGUAAUGUAGUUAAGAAAAUUUCUAGACCAAUUGAACUUAUGGGAGGCGAAAAGCAUUCAUUCCUUUUGGACAUUUCUCAUUCUUCUCAUUUGAAAUAUAGAAAAGGAGAAUCCAGUUCUUUUAAACUAUUUUGGAAAUCUAGUAGAAUAGAUGAACAAGUAAUUCAAAGUAAUUAUUUUUUUAGUGAUAAUAUUAUUCCCCCUAUUAGAUUUUCCUCCCUAGAUGCACAACUGUUUGAUAUAGGUUUAGUGGAUGUAAACGAAUCUCCAUUUAAAGAUGACAAGAAUUGGAUAAUUAGCCAAAUUGCACCUAAAUAUGUAAGUUUGCAUGUUCUAAAGACAGAUAUAUCCCCUCAAUUUAGACAUUUCUCAUUCUCAGUUAACACAGGAUGCAAUUUAUUUAUAGCAUCUCCUAUUGAUGAUAUUUUUCCUCUAAGUCCAUAUAAAGAUUCCCUGUGGAAAGCAUACGAUACAGAUGAUAUAGUAGAAUUGAAUCACUUGAAAACUAAGAAAAAGAAAAUAUUUAAAAUAAAAUUCAUUUCUUUAAAACAUAGAAGUAUGAUAAAAUUUAAUGUAUCUAUUGAUAUUCCUUUUUUUAUUUUUUCAAAACAGAGAAAAAUAUUACCAACUGUAUGUAGCUCAGAUGAGGAGGAAAAUUUGACUUCUCCUGAUAGCGCAGCUUUUAAAGAAUGCACUCAAUCAUCUGCUCUUUCUAAUGAAUACAACUGCAUUGCUGCAUUGAAUAGUUAUCACAAUGAUAAGAAGUUUACCACUUGGAGAACUGGAAGUGGUAGCACCAUAGGAGAGUAUAUUCAAAUAUAUUUUAAAAAACCUGUACAAGUAAGCAAGUUUAGAUUUAAAGGAAGAGAUAAUAUAUUAACAUGGCCAUCCGAAAUAUCCCUCCAUUUUGAUGAUACAGAAAUAGUAAUUCCUAUAUUGUACACAUCUAGUAUAGAAUAUAAUACAACCAAGUUUGAACACCCUAUCAUUACAACAUCGGUAAAGAUAGUAAUUAGAGAUAUGUUUAUGAAUAAUGAUGAAACUGGUGGUUCCUUUCAACUAAUCGGAAAUUCUUGUACAAUAACAGAUGACGAUUACCUGCUUCAUCAUGCAGUCAUAGAUAUUACUGAUUGUAAGAGCACCUUAAAUAAUAUACCUGAUGUUAUGCCUUUACUUAAUGGAGAUAAAUUUUUAACUACCUGUGAAUAUCAUUGUAUUGAGAAUUUGUAUGGAGAAGUUUAUGGCUCUACUGUGUACUCUCCUGACUCGGCAAUAUGUAAAGCAGCUGUACAUGCAGGUAUCUGUAAUGAAAAAAAUAAACAAUACUGUAAAUUUUUAAUCAUAAUUAACGAUAAAGAAGAAAAUUAUAUAGGAAAUUUACAAAAUAAUGUUUUAUCAUUAAGUCAAAAUAGUAAAAACACAAAUUCAGCAUUUUCUUUCUCUUUUUCCUCUGCAUAUGUACAAAACAUUAAUAAGCUAUACAGUUCAAUACCAAAUAGCUAUUCUAUCGUUUUUAAAAAUAAUAACGACUUAAAUAUACCAAACAAAUUCCUAGUGGAUUCAGGUGAUGUAUUCACAGAUUAUGUAAACUUUGCUUAUGGAUGGAAACAAAAAAUAUCUUUUUCAAGUCCAUUUCCAUCAUUACAAAAAAGUAUAUAUCCAAAUGGUGUUUACUCAGGAGGUAUUGAUUUUCCUCCUGCAUCAGCUAGCCAACAUUGUUUAACUCAUUUCGAUUGUCAAGCUAAUUUUUGGAAAUUUCAAACAAAUCAGAAUGGUACAUUUGCUGUUCAGGUUCUAGUUGGAAAUGUCUUCUCAAAUGAUAAUCAGAAAGCUUUUAUUGAAAUUAAUGGAAUACCUAUAAUUAAAAAUGAACUCCUCCAGAGUAAUGAGUACUUCGUUGCUGUUAAAAAUGUGCAAGUUAUCAACAGGUCCAUUAUCCUUACUUCCACCUGCCUGGAGGAAGAGUCAGUUUGCCAGAACGCAAAAACGACUAUAAUAGCCGUGCAGAUAUUGCAGGUCUAG